Messenger RNA from Lagenorhynchus albirostris (white-beaked dolphin), 1011 nucleotides. RefSeq names its product X-C motif chemokine receptor 1 (gene XCR1). The transcript has a single exon. Gene Ontology annotation, cellular component: membrane. The record is from RefSeq and is a predicted model, not a curated record. Gene Ontology annotation, biological process: G protein-coupled receptor signaling pathway; immune response; chemotaxis. Gene Ontology annotation, molecular function: chemokine receptor activity. Lineage: Eukaryota; Metazoa; Chordata; Mammalia; Artiodactyla; Delphinidae. The coding region runs from base 10 to 1011 and encodes 333 amino acids.
AGCGUCUGGAUGGAGCCCUCAGACAUCCCGGAGACCACCACCCCUUUUGAGUAUGAUCCUCAGAGCUUUCUGUGUGAGAAGAAGACCUUUGUCUUUGCCACCUUCAGCACCACCAUCCUGUACUGCCUGGUGUUCUUCCUCAGCAUGGUGGGCAACAGCCUGGUGUUGUGGGUCCUGGUGAAGUAUGAGAGCCUGGAGUCCCUCACCAACGUCUUCAUCCUCAACUUGUGUCUCUCAGACCUGGCGUUCUCCUGCUUGUUGCCCGUGUGGGUCUUGGGGUACCACUGGGGCUGGUUGUUGGGAGACUUCUUUUGCAAGCUCCUCAACAUGAUCUUCUCCAUCAGCCUCUACAGCAGCAUCUCCUUCCUGACCAUCAUGACCAUCCAUCGCUACCUGUCCGUGGUGAGUCCCAUCUCAUCGCUGCGUGUCCACACCCUCCAGCGCCGCGUGCUGGUGACCAUAGCUGUGUGGGCAGCCAGCAUCCUGUCCUCCAUCCCCGAUGCCAUCUUCCACAAGGUGUUCCCUUCGGGCUGUGAUUAUUCAGAACUCGAGUGGUUCCUAGCCUCAGUUUACCAGCACAACAUCAUCUUCCUUCUCUCCUUGGGGAUUAUCCUGUUCUGCUACGUGGAGAUUCUCAGGACCCUGUUCCGCUCGCGGUCCAAACGGCGCCACCGGACAGUUAGGCUCAUCUUCACCAUUGUGGCGGCAUACUUCCUCAGCUGGGCUCCCUACAACCUGAUCCUGUUUCUGCAGACACUGUUGAAACUUGGCGUCAUUCGGAGCUGCGAGGUCAGCCAGCAGCUGGAUUAUGCCCUGCUCAUCUGCCGCAACGUUGCCUUCUCCCACUGCUGCUUCAACCCGGUGCUCUACGUCUUUGUCGGGGUCAAGUUCCGCAGACACCUCAAAAGUCUGCUCCGGCACUUCUUGCUCUGCCGGCAACAGGCACCUGGCCUUCCCCUGUCACCUCACCCCCCAGGUGCCUUCACCUAUGAGGGCAUCUCCUUUUAUUGA